Molecule: messenger RNA, 777 nt
Organism: Cricetulus griseus (Chinese hamster)
Lineage: Eukaryota; Metazoa; Chordata; Mammalia; Rodentia; Cricetidae
Source: RefSeq, a predicted model, not a curated record
AUGUCUGUUGUUGCCUUCCUAAGACCUGCACAAGAUCUGGACAGCCAAAAUUACAGCUUACAUGGAGCAGAUCACCUCCAGAUCCCACCCCUGAUUGAGGAGAUAUUGGCAGUUGAUUGCUGUGGGGUCUUAAAUCGAGCAAUUCUGUUGUACAACCUUCUCUAUGACUACAGACUCAAAACAACAGAGCCAACCAAAUAUGGACUCAAUCUUCUGAAAGAUGAGCUCCGGCGGCUAGAACGUGUACCUAUAAAAUACCAUUCCUUUGAUCAAAACAUCCCAUAUAUGAAAGGGGAUACACAGCUCACAAAUGAAAAGCAUGCAGAAGAGAAACCUAUUAAUGCUAUCAUUAUAAAUUCAGUAUCCGAAUUCAAUAUCACAGAUGGACCAUCCCAGGAAAGCCCCAAUGAGAAAAACCUGUCAGGAUCGAGCACUUCACUCUCCUCCCUCGAAGAAUGCCAAACGAAAUUUCCCUACCUCCAAACUAAUACUUCAGUUCAUCGGAGAGAUGCUGAUGAGGAGUGUGCCUCCCUGAUCCUCACCUGUCUCUUUUGCCAGUUCUGGGACUGCCUCCUCAUGCUCCCGGACACAUGUGAAACGGUAUGCAUCAACCUGUGCUGCCCCUCCCACAGGUACUACUCCGCCUCGGAUGAGAACCAUCCACGCAAUGAUUGCAACUUGACCUGUGACAUGGACUGCAGCCUCUUUGAAUCCUGCCAUGAGACCAGUGAGUGCCUGGAGCUGGCCAUGGAGAUAUCAGAAAUCUGUUACCGCUAG